Molecule: messenger RNA, 1037 nt
Organism: Lathyrus oleraceus (garden pea)
Lineage: Eukaryota; Viridiplantae; Streptophyta; Magnoliopsida; Fabales; Fabaceae
Exons: 1
Coding region: 119-829 (236 amino acids)
Source: RefSeq, a predicted model, not a curated record
UCUCUUUCUCCCUCCACAACAACACUUUCUUUUUCUCUCUCUACACUCUCAGAAAACAUCAUCACCACCACUGUCCCCCCCAACACAAUAACAUCAUCGUCAUCAUACCCUUAAAAAAAUGGAGGAUUGUAAACAUGACACGAGGAAGCGAGUUCGUGAUGACUCGGAUCUUGCCGCCUCGAACGAGUCCAAGCGAGUUAUCCGAGUUGACUCGGAUUAUUAUGACGGUGACUCGUCCGAGUUGAGUCUUUCACGUAUCAACUCGUUUGAAUCGUGUGUUGACUCGGACGGGUCUGAGCCUGAAAUCGUUCGGGUUGAAUAUGAACCUGACUCGUAUGAAGUUAACGAGAUGACGGAUGAGAUACUGAACAUACUUGACGAGACAGAUACUGUGAUAGAUCGUGAAACAACCGUCACCGCCGUUCAAGGACUUGACUCUGUUAUCAAGAGCUUCGAGGAUGAGAUAUUUGCCCCGGGUCAAGAUUUGGAUCCGAACCAAGCACCCGAGUCCAGCGAUUUCAACCCGAACCUAGGAUAUUUACUGGAAGCCUCGGAUGAUGAACUUGGUUUGCCACCGACGGUGGUCCAAACCGAGGAAAAUGCUUUACCCGAAAUCAACGAAUCGGGUCGGGUUGGCCCGGACGGUGUUGAUUUGAGUGGGUUUUAUUGGUUUGAAGAAGAUAUUCGAAACAAUGAACCUUUUGGGUUGAUGGGUUAUGAUAACGUUGGCGAUGACAACGACGCUGGCUAUGUGACGAUUGAUGGACUAUUUGAUUAUGGUGAGGCUACCGAUCUUUUGUGGCGGUCGGAGUCGUUGCAAGCUAUAUAGGACUUUCCGGCGCGGCGACAUUUUGCGACUCUUCGCCGGAAUGUUUGGUUAAUGGUUUUUUAGAUAGCACAUAUGACGUAGGAGGGUAGUUGUGAAAAUUUCGAAUUAUGAAAUUUGUUGAAUAGGCCCCUGACUUGUUCGAUAAUUUUUUUUUGUUCUAAAAAUGUUUAUUUUAUGAUGUGAAUGUGACUCUAGACAUGUUUUUUUU